CCUUUUUUUUUUUUCUUCUUCAAACCCCCGCAAUCAAUCAUCAUUUCAUUAUUUUUCUUAAGCCUUUGCUUCUUUCAAUUCAUGUCUCUUUCAUGAUUAUUCUCUCUCAGUUUUUUUUCCUCCUUAGUAGCUACAAAAAUUUCACUCUUUCUUUCUUCUUGUUUCAUAAAGUUUCAAUUUUUUUGAAUUUAUUCUGACAUAGACCAUCACUUUCUACAGAUUUAAGCGCCCCAUUUAUUGUUCAACACCCAAUUUAUUAUCUUUCUGCGUAAACUGCAUUACCCUUUUGAAAUAUUCUUCUGGGUUGUUAAGGUCAAAGAGAAAGUUGACAUUUUGACUUCAAGUUUUUGGGUUUUUUGUUCACACAAUGAAGCUUGUGGUUCGUGUGAUUGAGGCAAAGAACUUGCCACCAAUGGAUCUUAAUGGGUUUAGUGAUCCAUAUGUGAGGUUACAGCUGGGGAGACAGAGGUUUAGGACCAAAGUGGUUAAGAAGAGUUUGAAUCCUAAGUGGGAUGAAGAGUUUAGCUUUAAGGUGGAUGAUCUUAAGGAAGAGUUGGUGGUUUCUGUUAUGGAUGAAGAUAAGUAUUUGAUUGAUGAUUUUCUUGGUCAACUUAAAGUUCCUAUGUCAACUGUUUUUGAUGAGGAGAUCAAAUCACUUGGUACAGCUUGGUACUCUUUGCAACCGAAAAGCAAGAAGUCCAAGAACAAGGAAUCUGGUGUGUGUUGUUUUGUUUACUUAAUUAACUUCAGUUUCCUUGUGUUGCAGACGUUCGUUUUGAGCAUAUAUUUUGAACUGAAAACUGCAUCCGUUGAGUCAAAUGUUCACGGUGAUCUAGUAUUCCAUCCAAGAAAAAGUGCUGAUUCUAUUACUGAUUCGCCUUCAAGGUCUUCCACUGGAUAUUCAAGCUCAUCUUCACCUGCAAGGGAUGAAGUUGCGUCUGCUAAGGAUGAAAAACCGAGUACUCAAAAAUCACUUACAGGGAGAAUUGCUCAUAUCUUCAAUAAGAAUUCUGAUAUGUCGUCAAGCUCGUCACAUAAAAGCAUUGACUCAGACCAACCUGAAAUUACCAAAGUGGAAGUUAGUGAGGUCAAGACCGAGGAUCAGUCUUCGGAGGAGACUUUUGAAGAAGCUAUGAAGAAAGUGCAGUGUUUAGAUCAAGGAAGUGAAAUUCCUAGCAACUUACCUGGAGGGUUGUUAGUAGAUCAACAUUAUACUAUUGCACCCGAAGACUUGAACGUGUUACUCUUUUCUUCCGAUUCUACUUUUCUCAAGUCACUGGCUGAUGUACAGGGUAGUACCGAACUUCAAGUAGGACCUUGGAAGUUUGAGGAUGGCGGGGAGAGCCUCAAAAGAUUAGUCACUUACGUCAAGGCUCCGAGCAAAUUAAUUAAGGCAGUCAAAGCCUUUGAAGACCAGACAUAUUUAAAAGCUGAUGGGAAGAACUUUGCUGUUUUCGUCGUUGUCAGUACUCCUGAUGUUGUGUAUGGGAGCACCUUUCGGGUAGAAUUACUCUAUACAAUCACACCUGGACCUGAGUUGCCCUCAGGAGAACAGUGUUCACAUCUGGUUAUAUCAUGGCGAAUGAAUUUCAUACAGAGCACCAUGAUGAGAGGAAUGAUAGAAAAUGGAGCUCGACAAGGUAUGAAGGAGAGUUUUGAACAGUAUGCCAGUUUAUUAUCCCAGGAUGUCAAACCUGUUGAUGUAACAGAACUUAGUUCGAGUAAGGAGCAAGCAUUGGCAUCUUUACAAGCAGAGCCGCGGUCAGAUUGGAAGCUGGCAGUGCAGUAUUUUGCUAACUUCGCAGUAGUCUCAACAGUCUUCAUAGGGUUGUAUGUGCUUGUCCACAUAUGGCUUGCUGCUCCGAGUAUAAUUCAAGGGCUUGAGUUUGCUGGACUUGAUUUGCCAGAUUCAAUAGGUGAAUUUGUUGUUUGUGCUGUCCUGGUUCUUCAAGGUGAACGCAUGCUGGGUUUAAUAUCACGCUUCAUAAAAGCCAGAGCACAAAAGGGCAGCGAUCAUGGAAUUAAAGCUCAAGGAGAUGGGUGGUUAUUAACCGUUGCCUUGCUUGAAGGAAGCAAUUUACAAACUAAUGAACACUAA
Molecule: messenger RNA, 2098 nt
Organism: Vicia villosa (hairy vetch)
Lineage: Eukaryota; Viridiplantae; Streptophyta; Magnoliopsida; Fabales; Fabaceae
Product: C2 and GRAM domain-containing protein At1g03370-like
Exons: 5
Coding region: 368-2098 (576 amino acids)
Source: RefSeq, a predicted model, not a curated record